GCUCGUAAUUUUCGAGAAACAUGUGUGAUUUUUUCUGUUCACUUUUUACGAGUGUUUGCUGUUUAACAAAACGCAAAAGACAAUGUAUUUGCGACAAUUUUUUCGAAUUCAAUUAAUCAAUCAAUUAGCUAGUCGUUUACGUUUGCGUUGUAUCGAUCCACCAGUUAAGCCAUUCCUUAGUCAAACAUCUCAAAGUUGUCAUGGGUCUAUCAAUAAUCAAAAUUAUCGUACACUUUUUGCCAUUCAUAGUCUAUCAAUGCCCAUUGAUGACCAUAUUGUGGAGCUAAAUUCAUCAGUUUAUUCAAUACAACGACGAUAUAAGAAAAAGAAAGCUGGUAAACAACCACAACGACCUUCGAAACACGAUGAAGAAGAUGAUGAUGACAAAGACGAUAGCGAUUCUGAUCAAGAUGAACAAAUGGAUGAAUCGGAUUUAGAUUCACGUGUGAUUAAUACAACCGUAAUGUCAUGGCGUUUGGAUGCCGUUGGUAAAACAUGUUUCAAUAUGCCUAGAGCUAAAUUCGAAGAAGGUUUCUAUAAUGAUCUUAUCCGUGUGAAUGGUGAACGUGCAGGAAAAAAAAGUUAUGAAGUACGAGAAGGAGAUGAAAUCGAUAUGAUACGUGGUUUUAAUAUCGAACAACGUGACCGAUUGGAUGUAAAUCGUGUAAACAUAAUAAAAUUGGAUGAUAAAGCAGCAAGUGGUGGCCGUUAUCGUAUUUCAUUUCGUAAAACAAAUAAACUUACUAUAGAUAAUUAUGAACGUGAUCCAUAUGAAGGUUUAUUGUUUAGUACAUAAUGAUAAUUAUAAUAAUAAACUUGCUUAAAUAUUUUUGGAA
This is a messenger RNA of Dermatophagoides pteronyssinus (European house dust mite), 836 nucleotides long. RefSeq lists its product as uncharacterized. Lineage: Eukaryota; Metazoa; Arthropoda; Arachnida; Sarcoptiformes; Pyroglyphidae. Gene Ontology annotation, molecular function: RNA binding. The record is from RefSeq and is a predicted model, not a curated record. Gene Ontology annotation, biological process: regulation of mitochondrial transcription. Gene Ontology annotation, cellular component: mitochondrion.